CUCACCUCUCACCACUGCACAAGUCCUUGGACUGAAGUGGUCACCUCCUCCUCGGCUCCACCAUGCUUCCCAGGAUCCAGAGAAGCAUCUUCUAUCUCGGGGAGGAGGGUGGUGAUGGCCACCGUGGUGCUGAUGAUCACCAUGGAGAUAACAUUGUUGACAUCCAGCGGCGCCUCGGGGGGCACACCCACGGCCGCCGUCUGCGGCGAGGAGGGCGAGACGUCGUCGUCGGGCUGCAGAUCCUCGUCCAGCACCACCCGCAACCGUGUCAUGUCGUCCUCAAGCAGAUGGUCAGCUCGCCGCCGGCCCGCCGCCGCCUUUCUGGCAGCUUCUCGGGAGCCUGCUCCCUGUGCCGGAGGGAGCUCAGUCCCGACAAAGACGUGUACAUGUACAGGGGUGACCAGGGGUUCUGCAGCGAGGAGUGCCGGCGGCAGCAGAUCUUGUCGGACGAGGCCAGAGAGCACGAGGCCAUGGUCAGCAAGGAGCGUCGAGGUCUGGCUCACCGCCGUCACCACCCCGGGCCAUGGCCGGCGCCGCCGGUGGCGAUCCGGGGCGCGCCGAGGAGAUUACUGGCGGUAGCGUAGCCUGAUUAUGCAUAAUAACGCAUGCACGAACUAUGACAUCCAUGAGCAGAUCGAUCAAGAACCUAUGAUGCUGAAAAGUUAAUUACAAGUAAUCGAGGGGCAAAUCAAUACGCGUAUUUGCAUAUAUGGCGAGGUGAGGGUGAGAAUCUUGAGAUGGUAUGAAUAUGUUAGAGAGACGUUGAAGCAGGGUGCAUGUUUUUUCUUCAGGCUGGUUGGUUCAGAUCUGUAGUCAUGAUGCAAACAAAUGUAAUCUGCUCCUGGCCGCCUGUUAAUAUGUGCACAUCCGGUUAAUUCUAGAGGGAAGAAAGUAAAAAAUAAGAAUAAUUGGUACACGAAAAUUUGGUGGGAUGCUGCUGCAA
Molecule: messenger RNA, 943 nt
Organism: Triticum dicoccoides
Lineage: Eukaryota; Viridiplantae; Streptophyta; Magnoliopsida; Poales; Poaceae
Exons: 2
Coding region: 63-584 (173 amino acids)
Source: RefSeq, a predicted model, not a curated record